Molecule: messenger RNA, 680 nt
Organism: Patella vulgata (common limpet)
Lineage: Eukaryota; Metazoa; Mollusca; Gastropoda; Patellidae
Product: innexin unc-9
Exons: 3
Coding region: 111-680 (189 amino acids)
Source: RefSeq, a predicted model, not a curated record
UAUUCACCAUUAUAGUCGGUAGUAAACAGUUUGUCGGUGAUGCUAUACAAUGUUUGGUUCCCCCGGAGUAUAAACCAACUUAUAAUGCAUACGUCCUUGCUCAUUGUUGGAUGAAUAACACCUACUAUGUGGAUAUGGAGGAAGAAAUCCCAAAAGAGAUCGAAAAGAGGGGAGCAAAGGAAUUAGCCUAUUAUCAGUGGAUUCCAAUCAUUUUAUUGUUUAUGGCCUUUUUAUUCAAGAUUCCUUAUGUUUUAUGGCGGAUUAUGUCCAAUGCCACAGGAUUUAACGUUUCAACAUAUGUAACUUUGGCAGUGAAUUCUCAAUACGGACCUUGUGAAAAACACGACGAAAGGAUGAAGCAAAUGGCCGAACAUUUAGAUAAAUGGUUGGAAUUUUACAAGAAAGUUUUAACACUUCCUCCAAGAUGUGAUCCGGAAAAACAGAGUCUUUAUGGGAGUAGUCUGAUUAAGAAAUUAUUAACCAAACGGGCCUGGGGUAUAUCGAACCGUUUUCCACUUCAGACAUUAUGUGAAUUAGUAAUACGAAGUAUGAACAAUGUUUUGAGAUUUACUGUACAGUGCGUUCUGCCAAUUAAUCUUUUUAAUGAAAAAAUAUUUCUCUUUCUGUGGUUCUGGUUAGUUUUUGUAUCUGUUAUGUCUUUUUUAAGUUUAUCAUUUUGA